Molecule: messenger RNA, 4372 nt
Organism: Oncorhynchus kisutch (coho salmon)
Lineage: Eukaryota; Metazoa; Chordata; Actinopteri; Salmoniformes; Salmonidae
Product: desumoylating isopeptidase 1-like
Exons: 6
Coding region: 318-827 (169 amino acids)
Biological process (GO): protein modification by small protein removal
Molecular function (GO): peptidase activity
Source: RefSeq, a predicted model, not a curated record
CCAUUGUUAUGAACGUUCUCAAGCCGCCCUCUACCGGCGGCACCAUAGUGGUGGUAAACGACAGGGACACAGAAACAGCUGAUUAGCUUGCUAGCUGUUAGGUGAUGUCUUACUAUGGUCGUGAAUUUGCCUAAAUUAUUAGAUAGUCGUAAUUCAGCUGCCUUUUUAUUUUGCCCAACAUACGCCAUUUCGGGACGAUUUGUGUUUUGCCAUUUUAGGCCAAGCGGAACCAGAACGAGCUAACGUUACUGUAGCCAGCUCGUAAACAUUGGAGACAAAACAACACUAAAAAACCUGAUUUAACAUCGAGCUGAAUUAUGGAUCAAAAUUACACCUUGUAUCCUGUUAAACUGUACGUUUACGACCUGUCUAACGGAAUGGCUCGCCAGCUGAGCCCCCUCAUGCUAGGGAAACAGCUUGAUGGAAUAUGGCACACUGCUAUUGUUGUCCAUGGAGAGGAGUUCUUCUAUGGGGGAGAGGGCAUCGCAAACUGCCCACCUGGUGGGACGUCCCUGGGAGAACCCAACUCCAUAAUAGACCUGGGCAUCACAGAAGUGACUGAGGAAAUCUUUAUGGAGUACCUGUCUUCACUGGGAGAGUCCACGUACAGGGGGAACCAGUACCAUCUGUUUGAGUGGAACUGUAACACGUUCAGUAACGAAGUGGCCCAGUUCCUCACCGGCAGCAAGAUCCCUGCCCACAUCACAGACCUGCCGGCUGAAGUGCUGUCCACACCUUUCGGCCAGGCGCUACGCCCACUUCUGGACUCCAUCAAUAUUGCACCUCAGGGGGGCAACACCUUCAAUGGACAUUAUGGCCAGAGAUAGACCGAUAACAAAGGUGCACAGAGUAAUAUAUUAAACGAUCAGUCAGUCUGUGUGGGGGUGGGGGGGAGAUCUGCAGCUCUGGACCUUUGUAAGUCCCUUACUGAUGUACAGUAGUCAGUCAGUGGGCCAGGCAGCAACCUAACCCAACCUGACCUCUUUAAUACCUUAAAGGCCCAGUGCAGUCAAAAAAGUGAUUUUCCUGUUUUUUUUUAUAUAUAUAUAUUUCCACACUAUGAGGUGUCAAUAAUACAGUGAAAUUGUGAAAAUUAUAAUGCUCUUUUAGUGUAGGAGCUGUUUGAAAAGACCGCUGGAAAUUUCAGCGUAUUUUGGUGGGAUGGCAUUUUGGCCUUUCAUGUUGACAUCACCACGUGGUAAAUUAGUUAAUAGACCAAUAAGAAAGAGUUCCAAAACUCUGCCAAUAUCAGCACAUCUUCAGUUUUCCCCUCCCCACUCAGACCACUCCCAGACAGUCCUAGCAAAAUUAUUUAUUGAGAAAUUCUCUUUGCUAAGAAAUUCUCUUAGUUAUUUUUGACUCAUUUAAAAUAAUCACACUAAGGUACUUAAUUGUUCCCCAGAAAUGAUUUGAUAUUGAGAUAAAAACAGCUGCAUCUGACCUUUUACCCCAGCCCAGCCUGACACUCCCCAGACUUAACAUGAUCCUACCUAACUUACCCCUUUUCCACUAUAAACUUAGGGUAAGUGUAUGAUAAGAUGGAUAUUUCUUCUACUCUCCAUAGGAGCCCAUGAUCAGCUGAAUGUAAAACUAGGGAGCUGCAAGGUUUCUAUCUAGAGCCAGAGCUGCAGCUCUUUCCUGCACAGGGGUGGGUAGGGUGUCCUUUUACCUUCCUGUUAUAAGUAAUUAAGUAAGCUAUUUUAGUGUUUUCAUUGUUCUUUUUUAAUUACCAUGACAUGACUGCAUUGACACUCCAGAGAGGUAGAGAGAAGGGAUAGAGAAGAUGAAAAGAGAAACAAACCACGUUUGAGAUUUUAGCUGGAGACGUGAUAAAAACUAUACAAAUUCUGACUUUGCUCUUGUCUUGAUAUUGUGAACUUGCGUAUUCACUUAUCUUCGUAUCAACUUCCAACUGUCUGGUGUCAAGGUUUAUCCCUUGAAAACAUUGUUACACACAAGCACACACACACACUCAAGAUCAUCAAGCUAUGACCUCGUGUGACCUGUACAGACGUGCUCAAAUUUGUUGGUACCCCUCCACAAAAAAACGAAGAAUGAACUAUUUUCUCUGAAAUAACUUAACUGACAAAAGUAAUUGGCAUCCACUGUUGCUUAUUCCAUAUUUAAUAGAAAUCAGACUUUGCUUUAGAUUUUUUAUUAAACAUAAUAUUUUAAAUAAUAAAACAAAUGAAAAAUGAUGGGACCCUUAACCUAAUAUUUUGUUGCACAACCUUUAGAGGCAAUCACUGCAAUCAAAUGUUUUCUGUAGCUCUCAAUGAGACUUCUGCACCUGUUAACAGGUAGUUUGGCCCAUUCUUCCUGAGCCAACUGCUCCAGCUGUCUCAGGUUUGAUGGGUGCCUUCUCCAGACUGUAAGUCUCAGCUCUUUCCAUAGUUGUUCGAUAGGAUUCCGAUCAGGACUCAUAGAAGAUCACUUCAGAAUAGUCCAAUGUUUUGUUCUUAUCCAUUCUUAGGUGCGUUUAGCUGUGUGUUUUGGGUCAUUAUCCUGUUGGAGGACCUAUGACCUGCGACUGAGACAGAGCUUUCUGACACUGGGCAGUAUGUUUCGCUCCAGAAUGCCUUGAUAGUCUUGAUUUCAUUGUGCCCUGCACAGAUUCAAGGCACCCUGUGCCAGGCGCAGCAAAGCAGUCCCAAAACAUAACCAAGCCUCCUCCAUGUUUCACUGUAGAUAUGUUGUUAUUUUCUUUGAAAGCUUCAUGUUUUCGUCUGUGAACAUAGAGCUGAUGUGACUUGGCAAAAAGCUCCAGUUUUGGAGGACAUUCUCUCAGGAUUGUGGCUUGUCAUUAUGCAUUUUAGAAAAUUCCAGUCUGGCAUUUUUUGUGUUUUUCUUUCAAAAGUGGAGUCCUCCUGGGUCUACUUCCAUGGAGCCCAUUUUCUCUCAAAAAGCGACGGAUGGUGCGAUCAGAAACUGACGUACCGUCACCUUGGAGUUCAGCUUGUAUCUCCUUGGCAGUUAUCCUUGGUUCUUUUUCUACCAUUCGCACUCUCCUUCUGUUCAAUCUGGGGUCGAUUGUCCUCUUCUGGACGCGCCCAGUGAGAUUGGCUACAGAUCCAUGGACCUUAAACUUAAUAAAAUGUGCGACUGUUGUCACAGGAACAUCAAUCUGCUUGGAUAUGGUCUUGUAGCCUUUACCUUUACCAUGCUUGUCUAUUAUUUUCUUUCUGGUCUCAUCAGACAAAUCUCUCCUUUGCUUUACUCUGGUCCAUGUUCAGUGUGGUGACCACAAUGAUACCAAACAGCACAGUGACUACUUUACUCUGGUCCAUGUUCAGUGUGGUGACCACAAUGAUACCAAACAGCACAGUGACUACUUUACUCUGGUCCAUGUUCAGUGUGGUGACCACAAUGAUACCAAACAGCACAGUGACUACUUUACUCUGGUCCAUGUUCAGUGUGGUGACCACAAUGAUACCAAACAGCACAGUGACUACUUUACUCUGGUCCAUGUUCAGUGUGGUGACCACAAUGAUACCAAACAGCACAGUGACUACUUUUCUCCAUUUAAAUAGGCUGAAUGACUGCUUACAAGAUUGGAGAUACUAAUUAAAGAAACAAAUUACUUUGAAAUAUCACUAUAAUGAAAUUAUUUAUUCUAUUUUCUAAGGGGUACCAACAUGUGUCCAGGCCAUUUCAGAAUAUCUUUGUAGAAUAAGCAAUAAUUCAUCUCUUUUCACAGCUUCUUUGCUUUAUUCUAUGACGUACCAACGGCAUGCAAGUAUACCGCUUUUAAUUUACUCACUUUUCAUGAGGAAUGAAGCAUUAUUUCAAUGAGCUGUAAGGGCACCAACAAAUUUGAGCAUGUCUGUAUGUAGGAUUUUACAGUAAUACACUGAACAAAUGCAUCUUUCCAGAAUUGGUAUACUUAUACCUUUCAAAAUAGCAGGAAUGCACCAUAUCUAGGCAUUUUCAAAGAUUGGAAUGUUGUUGAGUCUCUGUACUGUUUUCUUGCAAUCAGUGUGCAGCCUAAUGUUGUUCCAGCAUAGGAAAUCACUCUCCAUAUCGAGAGUUAUGCCAACCGCCAUUCACUUUUUUCCUGAUAUCAAGUGUCUGUGAUUUUGAUGGCAUUAUUUGUUUGUUUUGAUCUGUUUAUUUAUUGUAAUAUUAUAUACACAAGACUGUCUUUGUAAGUUACAUACUUUAAUUUAUUACCUAAUGUCAUUAUGAGCAUACAUAUCAUUAUUAUUGUAUUAUCAAGAUUUAAUAUAUUCGGUAAUUCACAUUUGGUAUUAAGUCAAAGUUGUGAUACCCCCAAAAUGUCCAUCCUUACUCUGUCCACUAUUGUGAUGUAAAGAUCCUGUUUAUAUUUAACGAAACUCUUGCCUCUGCUUGAUAAAGACAACUUUUCUCUAAG